CAUUAUGUCCAAAAUUCCUAUGGGAAUGCGUGGAUCGGUGGAGCCACCUGAGAAGGUGAAAGACUUUAUCAAAGUUAUGGAUGAGCAGUUUGACACUUCAGAUAAAUCCUUGUUCAUCAACCUCAUCCAAGAGUUCUCGUCCACAAAACUCACCGGUGUUAAAGGAGUUUGAGAACACAUUUCUAAAAUGAGGGACAUCGCUGCUCAUUUGAAGAAACUCGACGUUAUCAUUCCUGAUACCUUCCUGGUUCAUUACAUCCUUCACAAUCUUCCUCCACAAUAUGGGCCUUUCAAAAUUUCCUACAACACACAUAAAGAAAAAUGGACUAUCAAUGAAUUGAUGACCAUGUGUGUUCAAGAGGAAGCCAGGCUCCUACAGGAGCAAGGAGAAAGUGUUCACCUGACCACUCAACCUAAGAAACGCAAGCCAUUCAAGAAGAACAAAGGGAAAAAGCCCAUGGCUCCCAAGGCUGCCAUAAAGAAAGAUUCCAUCAAAUGUUUCUUUUGUAAACAAAAGGGACAUGCUAAAAGGGAGUGCAGCCAGUUCAAGAAAUGGAUGGAUGACAAAGGAUAUUCAAAAUCUAAGGAAGCCAGUGGCAAGUGAGCAAAGCAUCUUAUCUGGAAACAAGAUGGGCUCACAUGUGGAAGCUAUUGGAACAUGCAAUUUAGUUUUAAGUAAUGGUUUUGUUUUAAAGUUAGAAAAGACCUUUUAUGUACCAAGUUUCUCUAGAAACUUGAUUUCAGUUUCAAGACUUAUACCCUUUGGUUUUUCCUUUACA
Molecule: messenger RNA, 779 nt
Organism: Cannabis sativa
Lineage: Eukaryota; Viridiplantae; Streptophyta; Magnoliopsida; Rosales; Cannabaceae
Exons: 2
Coding region: 188-604 (138 amino acids)
Molecular function (GO): zinc ion binding; nucleic acid binding
Source: RefSeq, a predicted model, not a curated record